Messenger RNA from Sciurus carolinensis (gray squirrel), 4767 nucleotides. It is a transcript of the gene Slx9, whose product is annotated as SLX9 ribosome biogenesis factor. Gene Ontology annotation, biological process: maturation of SSU-rRNA from tricistronic rRNA transcript (SSU-rRNA, 5.8S rRNA, LSU-rRNA). The transcript has 7 exons. NCBI's taxonomy places the organism in Eukaryota, Metazoa, Chordata, Mammalia, Rodentia, Sciuridae. The coding region runs from base 563 to 1333 and encodes 256 amino acids. The record is from RefSeq and is a predicted model, not a curated record. Gene Ontology annotation, cellular component: nucleolus; 90S preribosome; preribosome, small subunit precursor.
UGUCUCCGCCAUGCGCAGCUCGGCGUCUGAAGGGAAGGGCGGAACCGCGCUGACCUGGCCUGCUUUUCUAAUCACCCCUGCUGGGCGCACAGGUCUGCCGAGCAACGGGCCGCGGGCGCCGGAGGGGCAGAGCGGCCGCCUGUUCCCAUUUCAGGGAACUGCUCUGGACUGAAGGCAAGCGUGUCCACCAGGCGGUCAACACCGAGGCAGACGGACGCGCUCCACCAUCGCGGCCCCGCCCCGGCCUGAGGCAGCCGGUCUGUCCCAGGCCCUCUAGACAGAAAGGCCAUUUCUCCUUCACGCACGCCGAGGCCUUUGCUCUUUUCAUCGCUCCAGGGCGGACUGCAGUGUACCAGUUGAACCGUGUACUUCCAACGCGCUCGUUCCUCCGACCCAGCCAGCAGGCGGCACUGCGCACGAGCGCCGGGGAGGGCGGUGCUUCCGGCCCGCGGGCGCGGAACCCGGCGGUCGCGGAACCCGGCGGGCGCGGCGCGCUUUUCCGCCCGGCGGCCGGCGCGGCGGACCAGCUUCCGGGAGGCUGCUUGUGCGGUGGCUGGAGAAGAUGGGGAAAGUGCGGGGGCUGCGGUCCCGCGUGCACCAGGCAGCCGUGCGGCCCAAGGGCGAGGCCGCGGUCGGCCCCGCGCCCCCCGCCCCGCGCCCGGAGGCCGCCCUGCCGCAGGCCUCGGCCGGUGGCGCGGGGGCAAAGGACUGGGCCUUCGUCCACACUGACGUCUUUGCCAGGACCCAGAUAGACCCCCGUGCUUUGGUGCAGAGGCUGGAGCUGGACCAGAGGAGCAUCACCUCCCUCAGGAAAGGUGCUGAGGCAAAGGCCAUUUUGCCCAAGAAGGAGAAGCUGAGGCUGCGUCGGGAGCGCUGGUUGCAGAAAAUUGAAGCCCUGAAACUGGCCGAGCAGAAGCUCAAGGAGGAGCGGAGACGGAGGGCCACAGCUGUGGUGGGGGACCUGCACCCCCUGAGGGAUGCCCUGCCGGAGCUUCAGGAGCUGGAGGCAGGCAGCCGGCAGCACACGAGAGGGGUGAGCAGCAAACCCAGGCCGGCUGAGCUCAGCCGCAUGAGCGCAACCCAGAGACGGCAGCUGCUGCUCUCCCUGGGGACCUGCACAGCCUGUCCUGGAGCCACCAGCUGUGUUCUCAUGUGGGGUUUGCACUUGGUCUCCUUUGUCAUCCCCGGGCACCUGGCUGGAGCGCGGACUGCAGAGCUCUCCUGGAGGGUGGCACACCAUGCUGGGCUGGAGAGAAUGGUGAAGAAGAAAGGACCCGGUUUCAGAAGCUGCUGGCCAGCCCAGCCUACAGAGCCAGCCCCCUGCUGGCCAUAGGGCGGCAGCUGGCUCUCCAGAUGCAGCUGGAGGGUGGUGACCAGCUUUGACCAGGACAGUGGUGUGCUGUGAGCUCGGAUGGACACACAGGUGGACACAGGCACCCACAGAGGGCUGGCUGCUCUCAGACUGUCCCCCAAGCCUAGAUGGACAUCCUCCCCCAGGUCUUUGAAGAGCAGUCUUGAGAAUAAAUGGAGGACUUCAUGGAAUCCUUCCUCCAUAUCCUUCUCAUAGGUCCUUCUCAUGGUCCUUCUCAUGGGUCCACUUCCACUUCGGAAUCUCUCCUGCAUUUCCUGUGGCUGGGCAGACCCUAGGACAGUUGCCCAAUCCCCUCAGGACAAGCCACGCCCCCUGUGAUGGCCACCAGUGGCUUGCGGAGCCUGCACUCACUGCCUGACCAUCACAAGCAGCUCCCGGCGGUGCCCUCCUGUGGCCACAGCACAUCUGGAGGAGUCUCGCUGCAGCCACCUGAUCCAGGGAGGGCCCUGGGCACAGGGCCUGCUUGGCGAGCUCUUGCACGGCUCGGUUGCUUUGGGGCUGCCGCAGUCCUGGGCUCUCCCGUGCCAGCCACACCCUCCCUGCCUCCCGGGGCCUCCCCUCCGCGGGGCUCCUCGGCGACUCUCCACCAGACCGGCUCUGACCUGGGGUGCAGAUGCCUUGCACUCGGGCUGCCCAGUAGGGCUGGUGCCUUCUCUGGACAGGAAUAGAUGAGCCAGCAGACAGGCCUGUCGGUACCACACCCAGUGUGGCUCGGUGGCCGGUGGCAGGUGACUGUCUUCUUCAUGCUUUUUGGUAUAGCCUGAGGUCUUUCCUAGGGAACCUGUGUUCAAAAUGUGCUGUUUUAAGAGAAAACCUAUGGCUUCCUGGUCUUCAGAUGACUUCCGUCCAACCUGGCUGUCCUGGCACAUGGCCACUCUCUGGCGAAGCAUCUCUCAGGGGCAGGGGCCCUGGCUCCUGCCUGGGAACAGGGCUGCCUUUGGGGUCCUAUCUGGGAGAGCAAACCACAGGCUGGGAAACCAGCCUCCAGCGUGCUGGGAGCAAGGACAGGAGCCAGGGCCGCGGGGCACUCGCAGGAGAGGAGCCGGGUGGCAUUCCCCUGGCCUGCGGCCUCCAGCCGCCCAACGGACGCUGCCUCCCGCUACACAGGAGCUGGGACCCCAACAGCCAGUGUUGUGCUGCUGGGGCACCUCGUGGAGGCAGGGUCUCUGGGCAGGACAGGCCGCCCGUUCUUCCCCAAGCAGCAGGCGCUUCCCUGUAUGGAGGGCACUGGAGCCUGAGUGUGGCUGCAGGACGAGUCCUGGGUCACCUCCGUCUUGUGAAAGGACGCUGAGGUGCUGCCUGGUGGCUCGCUGCUCCUCGAUUCCUCCACCUGGGUCCUGGGUGUCUGGAGCAGGUGAAAGCCCCUGGGCCCGCAGGGCCAUGGUGCCUGCAGAGCCGCAGACCCUGCCCCAGCGCCUCAGCGCUCCCUCGCUGGCCCACCCAGGGACCUGGAGAGUGGCGCCCUGACCCUCCAGAGUCCUGGUGCUGUGGGGAGGUCAGGCGUGGGGUCCUCUGAAGGGGUGUCGGGACCCUAGCCCUCCCCUCCCUGUCGCCUCCCAACACAGGCCUGAAGCACAGCCGGUGACCACAGAACUGCCCGACAGAAUGGCCCCUCAAGUCCUUCUCCUGGUAUUUUGUCAGCAGUGGCCAGCCGGCUGCUGCCUGCCUGGAGGAAGGGCCAGUGCCAGUCGGGGGCUCCAGGCAGGCCCAGGCCACCGCCCCAGGCCCCAUCACCCGCUUGUCCUGAACUGGACUUGCCUGCCCUUUGCAAGGAGCCUGUGCAGGUCUAGGGUAGGGGGCGAGGGGACCAGGGCCCAGCAGCCCCAGACCUCGCAGCUGCACCCAGCACCCCAACACGAUCCCCAGGAAGGAGUCUCCGCCCAUCAGGCCCUUCCCGCUGCCAUAGUCCAGCCUGUGCCUGGGCCUGUAUCUCAGCAGACCUCCCAUGCCAAACCGCCCUGGGACUGCGGUGGCCAGUUACAGACGCUCUCGGCUUUGGCAGGGUCCCGUCCCAGUAAGCCCCUUGUGCAUGGCAAAUGCCAAGGUUAGAACGGCAUUUAGCACCCAGCUGGCAACCUUGGCAGGAUGCAGCACAAGCUCUCCUGCGGCUGCGGAGUGGGCCCGCGGCACACGCAGCUGGACGGGGCUGGGGCCACGGUGCGCCCAGGAGCCAGCCGCCCUCCCUGCUCUGGCUCCUGGUGUUGCUGGCAACCGGGGUGUCCUGUGGCUGCAGCCGCAUCCCUGUGUCUGUCCGCUCCCCGUGACCUCAUCUUCACUCAUGUCUGCACGGCUCCCGUUCCCAGGUUCGGUCGCAUUCUGAGGUCCUCUGUGGGGGUGGAUCUUGAGAUGUCCUUGGGUCGGGGUGUCUUUUCCUCCUGACGAUCGAACCCAGGGCGCUUUACCCCUGAGCCGCACCCAGCUCUUAUUUUUCGAGACAGGGUCUUGCUAGGGCUGAGUCUGACCUGGGACUUUUGAUCCUGCCUCAGCCCCUGGGAUUGCAGGUGUGCACCACCGUGUCCAGUGGGCACUGAGGUUUCAGAGGCCUCUGUCCCUGCUGGUGACACAUGGCAUCAUGGGGCAGAGAGGAAGGGUGCUGAUGAGCGCUGGAGAGGACCUGCACGGGGCAGAGCUGGGCUUGGGGCUGUAGGAAGGGGCCCUGCAGAGGGGCUGGGCUGGGCUGGGAGGCAGGGGCUCCACCGCUGGCCGCAGCAGGGCUCCCUCCUCGAGGUUGAGCGAGAAGCUCACCUCCCUGCCCUUCCCCAGCACGCUCCGCUCCCGCACAUGGUGUACGGAAAGGUCCGGUGCUGGGUGUGUCCCUCCACUCCUGAGCACAGAUCCACAGUGUUGGGCACCUCCAGGGAAGGCGGCCUGGGGGAUCCGCUCUGACCUGGCUCCCUGUCCCCAGCAGCUCUCCCCUCAUCUCCAUUCGCUUAGAGCCAGGGCAGGGGUGCAGUGGGGGAUCCUGGAAGCAGCAGGAGGCACGUUGGAGGCAUGACCGCCCUGUCCACACUCUGGCUCGUCCAGCCUGGGCCACAGUAUGGCUGUUGAGUGAAGGCCUGUGAGAUGUCGGGGAACAGGUAGGCAGUGGCUCACAGCGCAGCUGGAGGUGGGCAAGACACCCACGCGGAUGUGGCUUCCAGCCUGGGGUCAGGCCUGGGUGGACACACCCAUGAGGCUCCUGUGCCGCUCGGGUGCCAAGUGCUGAACACAUGGCAGGCGUGUUGCUUCUGGAAUGUUCCUUACAUGGUGAUAACAUCAUCUGAAACCUUGGGAGGUGCUGGCUGCCUCCCAGACCCUGCCCUACUUCAAAGUCAAAGCAUCCUGGUUUGCCUGUGUUUUUCUUCUAAAGGUGUGAAAAUAAUAUGAGUUAAAAGAAUUAAGACCCACUCCUGGUG